Molecule: messenger RNA, 4214 nt
Organism: Lethenteron reissneri (Far Eastern brook lamprey)
Lineage: Eukaryota; Metazoa; Chordata; Hyperoartia; Petromyzontiformes; Petromyzontidae
Product: probable E3 ubiquitin-protein ligase IRF2BPL
Biological process (GO): regulation of transcription by RNA polymerase II
Cellular component (GO): nucleus
Molecular function (GO): transcription corepressor activity
Source: RefSeq, a predicted model, not a curated record
CGUGGAUCCGUUGCGCGUCACAGUUCGUGUCGUGCGCUGCUCACAACGCGAGGCUCGUGGUGGUCGUGGUGGACACGACAACGAGGAGUCGUCGUCUUCGUAUAGGAAGAGGAGGUGGUUGUUGGUGGUGGUUGUUCUUGUGGGUUCGCGUGUCCAUCGCUGUUGUUGUAACGAGCCACGGGUGCGACUUUGUGGUGUGGACGCCGUCGUUUUCUGAGGCGAGAGGAGACGAGGAAGAGGAGGAGAAAGAGGAAGAGGAGGAGGAAGGGGGGGGUGGGAAGGCGGGCAGGGAAGAUGUCGGCGCAGUCACGUCGCCAAUCGUGCUACCUGUGCGACCUGCCGCGCAUGCCGUGGGCCAUGCUGUGGGACUUCUCGGAGGCCGUGUGCCGCGGCUGCGUCAACUACGAGGGCGCCGACCGCAUCGAGCUGGUCAUCGAGGCCACCCGCGCCAUGAAACGCGGGGCCAACGGGCCCUCGGCGGCCGCCUCCGCUCACAACAAGCAGCCCAAGGACGGCGGCGGCGUGGCGGCGGUGGCUACGGGCCCGGCGGGGGCGGGUCGGGGUCGGUCGGCGGAUCGGGCGGCGGGCCUCCCGGGGUCGGCGCGGCCUCGCCUCAUUCGGCCGCCGAGGCGGCGCGGCGGCGGCGAGGAUUUUCUUCGGCAACGGCCACGGAGGCCACGGGGGCCACGGCGGCGCGCACGGCAAGGACGAGCGCCCGAGCUGAGCCGGCACAGCCCCACGCUGGGGCAAGCAGCAGCGCGGGCGGGCGGCCGGGGUCGGCGCGGGCACCGUGGGACACGCGGGCAGCUCGCUCUUGCAAGACUCAAGUCCCCCAUCCCCUACGUGGGGAUCGCGCUGCCCGUCACCAUCCUAGAAUUUCGCUCCGAUGCGGAAGGAUGCUGGAACGAGGCGGACGCUGCAUCGUCGGUCACUAAAGCACAGGGCUCUGGGGCAGGCUGCAAUGCGGGGUCGCGCCUCUCCCGUAAGCGGCGCGUGUCCCCGGACCCAACGCCGGACCCCUCGAAGCACGACGAGUCGGGCAGCGGCGGCGGCGGCCUCCGCCUGUCGGCGCAGCACGCGCACUGGCUCCACGCGCCGCCCGACCACGGCAUGCGGCUCACCGUGGCCUACCCGCCACCCUCGGGGCCCUCCCCAAUGGCGGCCCUCAUCUCGGCCACCGACAACCUCGCCAGCAGCAGCACCAACGCCGGCCACGCCAACAGCGGCGGCGGCGGAACGCAAUCGCCGAAAGACAACGGCAUCCCGCAGGUGCACUCGACCAGCUCGCGCCGCAACAGCAACGGCCACCACGACGGCGGCGGCGGCGGUGGGAGCGGCUCGCCGAGCGAGCUGCGCGUGCGCAGCAGCGGCGGCGGCGGCGACCAGGGCUUGCUGAACUCCGGCGGGCAGCAGAUCCCGGACUCGCAGGCGGGCGUGGGCAUGAGUGUGGCGCUGGCGGGGGCUGGCGCGGCGUCGCCCCUGUGCUGCACGCUGUGUCGCGAGCGGCUGGAGGACACGCACUUUGUGCAGUGCCCCUCGGUGGCGUCGCACCGCUUCUGCUUCCCGUGCUCGCGCGAGAGCAUCAAGGCGCAGGGCGCGGGCGGCGAGGUGUACUGCCCCAGCGGGGAGAAGUGUCCCCUGGUGGGCUCGACCGUGCCGUGGGCCUUCAUGCAAGGGGAGAUCGGCACCAUCCUGGCCGGCGACGUUCGCGUCAAAAAGGAGCGCGACCCGUGAUGGCGACGACGGUGGAACGCGUUCGCCGUCGAGAGGAGAGAAAAAAACAUUGGUGGUUAAGUUUGCUGUUCUGCCCGUCACGUGUCUUUAAUUUGUUGCUCCUUUUUAAACUACGUGUGUGUAUUAUUGUUUAUGCCAACAUCACAUUUAGAGCAGGUCUAGUGUGCUUCUAGUAUGCCGUCCCUUCUGCCUCUUGGUUCACGGAUUGGCGGCAGCGUAAAGGAGGAGCCCUGUGGGAGAUGACCGAGUUUUACCCGAGUACGCAGGGGGGCACCGUUUCGAAGAAGAAAACCUCUCCAUUGAUGAUAAUUCUACUGAGCCGCCCACUAAGCCCGUAAGUGGAACGUUUUUAUAAAGUAUGAAAAAAUAAAUAUAUAUCUAUGCUGUACAUAAACACAUAUAUUUUUCGUUUUUAAAAUUUUUUAAAGAACGAAAGUUCCAAAUUGGUGCCAAUUGACAAAGCGCGGGGGGGGGGGGCAAAUUGACGGCACGGGGUGGCCUCGUGUUCUGUCGUCGCCUUGCGGGGGGGGGGGGGGGGCCCCCCUCCGCCUGAGACGACGAAAGUGGUUGUCCCAUCUGCACUCGCGAGGCCCCCCCCCCCCACGCCGCACCAGUACGACGCAACUCGACAGCACCGCCAUCAGACAAAUUCACCCGCCCUCCACCGUCGCCUAGGCAACACCCCCUGGCAAAUUCCAGAAACGUGUAGACGCUUCACGGCCCUAUCAGAUAAGCCGUGCCGCGCGUGCGCUUGAGGAAACCGCGGCAGAGUGAGGCUUUCCUCUCGAGUGAACCAGGCCCUGCAGGAGAGCAAGGAGGAGCGUGCGGCGGCGCCGGCAUCGCAGAUCGCCUGCGUUGUCCUGGGGAGCGGCUGCCAGCAGGCCUUGGUCCAUUGGGACGUUGCCGAGGGGGGCGGUGGGGGGGGGGCAGUCUGAACGGUCGGCCAAGAGAGGGGGGCGAGGACGCCAGGACGCGAAUGCCAUUGUCCCCUUUGUGAGGCAAGACCGUGUCGUGCCGCUGCCGACGUGCGCAUGCUGUAACACUAACCGCGCACACGCUUCCAUGCACGACAGCCGGUGGCCGAAAAGGCGGUGACAAGGGGCACGGAAACCAGCCGCUCCGGUUUCACCCGCCUGCCUCGACAGAGCCCCCCUGCUGCAUACUUUGCCCCCAAUGCCCGUGCACGUUCCACCGUCGUCGUCACCAUGAUUUUUUUUUUUUACUUGAAAAGAAGAAUUUUCCCUUUCAGUAACGCCCGUCCCGGGGUGGCCCGCGUCGCUCGACGUCCCGCGGCUGUGACACACGGGGAGGAAUGGACUGGCUCUCUACCCCGGUGAAACACGGCAACGUCAAGCGCGAAAAGAAACCUCACGGGUGUGAUGUAGGGUUUACACGGAUCUAUCCGGGUCUUAGGGUUAUUAAUGUUGUUUUAGCUCGUCCACCUGUAUAAUCGUCGAUGAUCUUUUUUUGCCCACGUAUUCUUGAGUUUUGUUUUUGUACGUAUACUCGGCUUGGAGAGAUGAAACUCGUUUGUACGGUUUUUAGAGAGCGCUGUUUGGCAGUGUCUAGGUACUUGAGGGGGGUGGUCUCGCGAGCAGGAAGCGCCAGGCAACAAACUCGGCGAUGUCGAGGGUGGCGGAGGUCACGCCGCACCGCGCUGCGCGAACUUUGUACAUUUCUGUUUUUCUUUUUUUCGUUUCCGAGGGUUUGCUUAAAAGAGGAGGAGGAAAUGCAUGUUUAGGAAAAAGUUUCAACAAAUCCAACAGAGAAAGGUAAUUGGCACAGGCCCCGAGGGGGAGGGGGGUGGGAUUGAAGAAUGCAGUCGUUGUGCGUGUGUUUGCGUCUAAAGUGCAUUUAGUUGUAGAUUUGCACUCCCGCGAUAGUUGGAACUCUGCGGUUGGCUACGCGAUCGCACGAUCGGCGGCGUAAUGAGACCUUGGGCAGCAUUUCGAGUGUUGAUCUUUUUCGUUUCGUGCUUUUAAAGGUGAACAGUGGUAGGUUGUAAAGUUGGUGUGAUCACUACGUACUAUGGUGCUGUAAUGCAAGGAAACCUCACUAUCCGUAAAAAAGAGACUGCCGGGGUCGUGGUUAACCGCCGCAUGGAACGCAGUCAUCGCACGUGGACUCUGUUUUUAACAAUUUGAGUUGCGGUAAUCGCGUGUGAGUUUAACCUCAUUGUAGUGAUGGUGUUCCGACCACAACUCUUCUUACCAGAGUCUCAGUCUGGCUUUGAGUCUCGCACCAAUCUCAUCGGAAUUCCACACGAGUCUGAUUCAAGCUUUACACGCUACAGUCUUAAUUCUCCCACCACUUCCAAUUGAAAUUCCACACCGGGUCUCGUAUUUUUCGGAGAAAUGAGGUUUUUUUUGUUCCAGCUCCCAGAUCCCUUCGCGCUUUUCGAGUGUGAUUGGAGGCGGGUGGCUUGUGAGGGGUGGGGGGGGGGCUGUCUUGUACUGUGUUUGCAAACAAACAAUAAAACG